Messenger RNA from Charadrius vociferus (killdeer), 381 nucleotides. RefSeq names its product sperm acrosome membrane-associated protein 3-like. The record is from RefSeq and is a predicted model, not a curated record. Gene Ontology annotation, molecular function: lysozyme activity. The transcript is spliced from 5 exons. Lineage: Eukaryota; Metazoa; Chordata; Aves; Charadriiformes; Charadriidae.
AUGCAGCUAUUUCCAAGGUGUGAGUUGGCUUGUGUGCUCCAGGAAGAGGGGUUGGAUGGCUAUGGGGGCUACAGCCUUGCCAACUUGGCCUUUUACAAUAGCACCUUCAAGACGGCAGCUUAGAGCAUCAAAGUGGAUGGCAGCACUGACUACGGCAUCUUCCAGAUCAGCAGCCAGCUGUGGUGCCCUGGUGACUGCAGCCCCUCAGAUAAUCACUGCAGGAUGGCUUGCAGCGAUCUGACAUCGAGUAAUAUAACUAAUGACAUCAUCUGCGCUGAAAGAAUUGUGAGAAACCCAAGAGGAAUGAAUGCCUGGGAGGACUGGGCAAUGUACUGCAAGGGACGAGACCUGUCUGAGUGGGUGGAAGGAUGUGACCUGUGA